Molecule: messenger RNA, 2504 nt
Organism: Acaulospora morrowiae
Lineage: Eukaryota; Fungi; Glomeromycota; Glomeromycetes; Diversisporales; Acaulosporaceae
Source: the annotation of a GenBank genome assembly
AUGAAUCAGGAGGACGCACCCCUGUUGACAGAAACACGAACUCCUAAUGACUUUGACGAAGAAAGCCUCUCUGGUAACGGAGGUGGGUCCCAAGGUGUUGGCGUUCAGGAGCGUAUUCCUCGUACACGUGAAGCACCUCGAGACCGCACCAACUUCAUGCCGUUACGUCACGGAAAAUUUUCAAGAUUGGAGACAAUACUGGCUUUCACGAGCAUUAUAUUACUAAUACUCAUGAGCAUUUUUGCUGGUUUAUAUGCAAGAGGAAGGUCCAACAAACACCGCGAAAUCAUAAUCCCAGCUCCUGAGCCGCCAUCGAAAAAUGAGACCGACGAGGGGCCAUGCUUAACGAGUGGUUGCAUUGUAACAGCAGCUCAGAUAUUAUCGGAUAUGGACUCCAAUGUCGACCCUUGUGAUGAUUUCUAUCAAUAUACUUGCGGAGGAUGGUUGAAACGACAUGUCAUCCCCGAUGAUAAAGGGAGAUAUGGUUACUUUGACAGCUUGUAUGAGGAAAAUCAGAAACUUUUAAAAGGAAUCCUCGAGAAUGAAUUCGGAUCACCCAAUGAACCUUAUCUUCCACCCGCAAACGAAGUCCAAGAUAAACUAAACCUUUACAAGCUUCAAGACUUUUAUCAGUCGUGCAUGAACGAAACUCAUAUCAAUCACCUGGGAAAUGCUCCUCUGGCUCCAAUAUUGAGUAAAAUUCUGGAUGAUUUCCCGAUAGACAAGGAAUAUUCGUUGUUUUAUAAUAUAGGCAACUUGAAUUAUUCAGAUGUGCAACCCCCGCUUGAUGAACAAAAUUUAACAUAUGUUUUGGCUUAUCUAUCUACCCUCGGCGUAAAACCAUUGUUCACAUUUUACACCGAUGCCGAUGCAAAAGAUCCAACAAACAACGCUUUACACCUAAUGCAAUCUGGUCUUGGCCUUCCUUCCAAAGAGUAUUAUGAUGAAGAAAGUAUUUUGGAUGUUUACAGGGACGUCAUUGCCGAAUUACUAGGGAAAGCUUUAGUCUAUGACGAUAUGAUGAAUGGAACGGGUGUUAACGUAAUCGAUAAAUUGGUUGAGUAUGAGGUGACAGAUAUGUUUGAAGGAAUCGCACAAAAAAUCGUGGACUUUGAAAUAUCCUUGGCUAAAAUUUCCUUAUCCGCCGAAGAAAUGUCCAAUCCCGAUUCGACAUAUAACAACCAUACCAUAUUUUCUCUCUCCAGACUUAGCCCCAGUUUCAUGUGGCUAAACUACUUGACUACUCUUUUGCCACCAAAUGCCAAUCAUGACCUUAAAAUAAUUUUGCAUUCGAACAAAUAUUUUAAGGAUGUUUCAAAUCUUGUCAAAGAGACUCCACCUCCUGUCUUGCAAACUUAUUUUAUCUGGCAGGCCGUUCUCGGAUACGCAGACUUCCUGGAUGAGAAUUUCCGAUCUCCUAUUAGAAGGUUGAUGGCCAAGCUCAGAGGUAUCGAUGAAUCGGUGAAACCGAAAAGAUGGGAGGUUUGUCUUCGUGCCGUAGAUUCUACCAUGGGACUUAUGGCCGGUAGAUUUUUCGUGCUAAAAGCUUUUGGUGGUCAAAGUAAGGAAAUUGCAGACCAACUGAUUGGUUCUCUUAAAGAUGCAUUCAUAAAUCGCAUGCCAAAAAUCGAGUGGCUUGAUGAUGCGACUCGUGAUAAGGCCAUCGACAAGGUUGAAAAAAUAAUUCAAAAAGUCGGGUACCCUACAAAAUCUCCAGAUACUAUGUCUCCGGGGUCAUUGGCAGAAUAUUACGAUAAAAUAGUAAUUAAUAAUGACACCUUUUUCGAAAAUAUCGUGAGUGCGGAGCGAUGGCAGUCCGAAAGACAAUGGCAGAAAAUAGGAAAACCCGUAGAUCGCGGACAUUGGUAUAUGACACCUCAGACAGUCAAUGCUUAUUAUAAUCCUACUGCGAACGAAAUUGUAUUUCCAGCCGGAAUUCUUCAGCCUCCAUUUUUCAGCGCGGAGACGCCGGAAUAUAUCAAUUUUGGUGGAAUUGGUAUGGUCAUUGGACACGAACUCACGCACGCGUUCGAUAAUCACGGGCGACGAUACGACGCGAGUGGCCGUUUGAUUCAAUGGUGGUCCAACGAAACGAUUGAGGCAUUCAACAAUAAGACGGAAUGCUUUAUUUCUCAAUAUUCUAAUUAUACCGUCGAUGAUCCGAAGGGAGUUCCUGUACAUCUGAACGGCCGGUUGACUUUAGGUGAAAAUCUGGCUGACAACGGAGGUCUCGCGGAGGCUUAUCAUGCGUGGUGGACCAGGUACGAAAAUGAUCCGGAUGGCGAAUUAUAUAACAAUCAAUUGUUACCUGGAUUGAACAAAAACACGAGAACAACUAUUUUACAUUUCAUACGGUCAUACCUGGUGUUCAAAGUUCGUACUGAUCCCCAUGCACCGGCUUACUGGCGAGUCAAUGGUGUAUUGCGUAACUCACAGCACUUUGCAAAAACCUUUAAUUGUAAAAGUGGAACAAAGAUGAAUCCUGUAGAUAAGUGCACUUUGUG